AUGGGUGCCUCAGACUCCAAACUCAGCUUCAAGCAAGGCAUCUUCCGCCUUUCGGAGCCCAAGCAAAUCCCCGCUGAUGAUGCAUACUGGACAGGCUUCUGGGAGCUUCCCGAAUCCACUGAAGAUGUAUUCUCGCUCUUUUCCCCCGCAGACAUACGCCGCACACGCGACAAUAAUCUUGCGAAUCUCGAGACGCUGGUGUUAGCUGUAACCUCACGGCUGUGCGUCCUACGUAACCACCCCUCCUUCCCCGAUCCCGAACUCGCCCCUGAGAGAGAUGCCCUGAACUGCAUUCGCGUCCUUACACGGAUACUGCCCUUCAUCUAUGAGGCAGAACACCUCGAGUCUUGGGAGGACAAGUUUUUCUGGGGUGCGCGGCGCAAAAGAAGUAGACGGGGACAAAUCGUUAAGACAGAAAUCAUAUUCGACGAAGCGGACCCGGACCAGACACCGACAGACAAUGAACCCGAAUUUGAGACAGCUAAGCCGCUCGCAGAGGAGAUCAUAGAUACUCUCAUUGAUUUGCUCUUCUUCUCGGAGUUCACAUUACCCAAGGUGCCAGCCGGCAAGAGCAAGGUUACGUAUGCAAUCUGGCAGAGUGGCGUGGGCUGCAACACGCCUAUUGCAUCUACCAAAGAAUUCGAAAACAACAGAACAGAGAUCUUGAGAUUGCUACUCACCUUUGCUAGCAAGUCUAUGUACAUGUCCGCAAAUAUUCUUCCAGUGAAGGGUGUCAAAGCCAUCUCUUACUUAGCUACUUGCCCCGACAAGCAAGUAGUUCUAUCCGUUCUCUGCUCAUUGCUGAACACUACUCUCAAAUACAACCCUGCAUCAUGGCGUGUUCCCUACGACCAUGUCGUAUUUAAAGACCAGAAGCAGAUUCUAGUCACAUAUUGUUUGCAACUUCUGCUUGUGCUUGUACUAUAUCCGAUCCCCGAGCCUGGUAAUGGCCCUCCACCAAAGAACUUUUUCCGCCAUUUUCUUGGGCGACUGCACCGGCCGCAGGACUUCCAAUUUUUGGUCGAUGGCAUGACUCGAAUUCUCAACCAGCCACUCCAAGCCACAUCCACGUAUCUACCGGGAAGCUCGAAGUCGCUAACGUGGGCUCCCGAAAUGAUCAUGCUAUUCUGGGAAGCACUUCAGUGCAACAAGCGAUUCCGCUCAUUCAUCAUCGAUACUGACCGUGCGCAUGACUUCAUGGUAUUGGUGCUAUACUAUGCCAUUGAUCAGCGCAAUGAUCCCGCCCGGCAAGGCUUGAUUCGAAUGUGCAUCUUCGUAUUACAAACCCUGAGUGUGGAGCCGCACUUUGGAAAGAGUCUAAACAAGACAUUUGAGAACCAAGAGUCACUCCCAGCAAGCAUUCGGAUCCCCAAUUUUCAUGGAACUUACGCUGACUAUCUUAUCACUUCUAUCUAUACACUUCUUACAACCAGCAAGGGUAAAUUGGAUGCGAUUUAUCCAGCGCUGCUCGCUAUCAUCAAUAAUAUAGCAGCGUAUGUACAAAACCUGGGACGGGCACCUAGCUCAAAGUUACUUCAAUUGUUCGCAUCAAUGUCCUCGCCGAGUUUCUUGUUUGCAAACGAGAACAACCAUACGCUUCUGCAAUCCUUACUUGAGGCGCUGAAUGCGAUGAUUGAGCACCAAUACUCAACAAAUCCGAACUUGGCCUACGCCAUCCUGAGAUCACGGAAGAGAUUCCAAGCCCUUAGAGAUUUCACAUUGGAGAGUGGCCAGGAAGAGAUUGAGCGCCAGAGUCAACAGAAGAAGGAGCAAGGGGGCGACGCACCCAGAGCCGAUUCGAUUGAUAGUUUGCGGAGUCCGACGAUAUCGAGGACUCCCACUCUGAGUAACGUACCAGAGGAAAACAGCGCAUUCGCCAUAGGAGACGAUGAUGAUUCCGAUGCUGAGACCGAUGACAAUGGCGCGCACCAGCCACGCUCUCCAUUGCAAUCUCCUUCGGGGGCGUCAAGAAGUGCGUCGAUCGCAUCAUCAGUCGACGACACUGUACCAUUGCAACUACGUGGCAUGUCAGAGAAGGCCAGGGGUAAAAGGCCCAUCGGUCAACCGGCAUUCUCGCGACAAAACAGCACAACCAGCUUGAACAGCGUGACAACCCCUACUCUCGGCGCUAGCGAAUUCUUCACGCCAUCAACAGCAUGGAUUGAAAGCUGGCUCCCAGAGCUGCCGUUGCACACGAUUCUGAUGCUAAUCUCGGAGCUUGCUCCUAGGGUUAAUGGGGGGGCCAGUAACGACACCGCAGCGGCCCUACAGGUAAUCAAAGAAACAGAAGUACGGGGUAUCGAGCCCUCGCCCAUCAGGGUCCACCUGUUCGAGUGGUCACCCUUGUCGCUUGGGUGGUACGAAUCACUACUCUGGGGCUUCGUCUUUGCGGGCGAGAUGGUUGUAGCCAAGGGUACCGCUGGCGUAUGGAACAACACUAGCAUAAGGCUUUUCAGGGUCCAGGAGACUGCUGCUCAAACACCUUCCCUUUUGGCGCCACGAGGGGCUGUCGACGCUGUGGGAAGCAAUCUGGUGCAGCGAAUUGGCAGCCUCAAUCUCAGAGGACCGGCCAACCAGGCCCAGCAGCGGGUUGCGUCCGGCGGUGGCAACGAUGCGCCCCCGACGGUUAGGGAUGUGUGA
Messenger RNA from Aaosphaeria arxii CBS 175.79, 2640 nucleotides. RefSeq lists its product as uncharacterized. The record is from RefSeq and is a predicted model, not a curated record. Bases 1 to 2640 code for a protein of 879 amino acids. Gene Ontology annotation, cellular component: membrane; Golgi trans cisterna; Golgi medial cisterna. NCBI's taxonomy places the organism in Eukaryota, Fungi, Ascomycota, Dothideomycetes, Pleosporales. The transcript is spliced from 8 exons.